AGCAGAAGAAGAAGAAGAAGAAGAAGAAGAAGAAGAAGAAGAAGAAGGACAAGGAGAAGAGAAACAACAACAAAAACAAACAGAAGAAGGAGCAGCAACUCAUUUUGCGCUGAUAACGUUACGUCUGUUAAAACUAACAAGAGAGCCAACCGCCAAAAAACUUUACGAAGAAGAACCAACAAAAGAGAUUUCUUUUUACAUCUUUUACUGUUUUAUGAUGCACUGAUUUGACUCAACAUUACAUCGAUCAGCCCAGCGUCAGCUUUGUUGAACUUUGGCACACUGAGCAGUGCACCAGUGGUUGCAAGUAAAGGAGACGCUGACCCUGCAGACCCGAAGAUGACAUCCAAGAAAGUUGUCGAGUUGUUCUACGAUGUGGUCUCUCCGUACUCUUGGCUUGGCUUUGAGGUAAUGUGUCGCUACAGACACGUGUGGAAUAUAGAGCUCAAACUGCGCCCUGCAUUUCUGGCUGGCAUCAUGCAAGGAUCAGGCAACAAGCCUCCUGGUCUGGUUCCAAACAAAUUCCUUUACAUGACGAAGGAUCUGACCCGCUUGUCAGAGUAUUUUGGUGUUCCCAUGCAGGCUCCAUCUGACCCCUUUGAGGUCAUGUUCCAAAAAGGCUCCUUGUCUGCAAUGCGAUUUGUGGCAGCAGUACAAGAAAGGGAGAAGGGUGGAGACAAGCAGGUGGAGCGGGUGUCCCGGGAGCUGUGGAAAAGGAUCUGGAGUGAGGACAAAGACAUCACUGAACCUGCAUCACUGGCUGAGGCAGCGAUGAAAGCAGGAUUGUCUGACAGAGAGAUUAAAGAAGUGCUGGAGCUGUCCACCUCAAAGGAGGUCAAAAACAAGCUGAAAAGCACAACACAGGAUGCACUUGAUCACGGGGCAUUUGGCUUCCCCAUGCUGGUGUGUCAUGUAAAUGGAAAGCCAGAGAUGUUUUUUGGAUCUGACAGAUUUGAGCUCAUGGCCCACUGCAUUGGGGAGAAGUGGCUGGGACCUCAGCCUGACAAAUCAACUGCCAAACUGUGAGAGAGAAAAAGCUGCCUGGUGCGCUCACAGAUUUGUGAAUUUGCAUCUUAUUGUGAUGUCUUUGAUUGUUCCUAAUUCUUCAAAUUUCAUAUUUUCUAUGCUGUGCCUUCUGAAACCAAGCAGCAUAUAUCUAACAGACCUAAAUAACAAAUAGUUAUACUGUUAAUUAUGUGCCUAUUAAAAGUAACACUGACAACUUACAGAUAAUAAAGCUUUUCUAUUGAAAUACAAA
Messenger RNA from Siniperca chuatsi (mandarin fish), 1258 nucleotides. It is a transcript of the gene gstk1, whose product is annotated as glutathione S-transferase kappa 1. Gene Ontology annotation, biological process: glutathione metabolic process. Bases 340 to 1026 code for a protein of 228 amino acids. The record is from RefSeq and is a predicted model, not a curated record. Gene Ontology annotation, cellular component: mitochondrion; peroxisome. Gene Ontology annotation, molecular function: glutathione transferase activity; glutathione peroxidase activity. The transcript is spliced from 7 exons. Lineage: Eukaryota; Metazoa; Chordata; Actinopteri; Centrarchiformes; Sinipercidae.